GACAAGAACAGUUCUCUUAGGUUUCAAUAUUUUUAUCUGACUAGCAUUGUAAAAUGGGAGCAGGAUUUUCAAAAGAUGAUGAAAAUGACAGGACUGGUGCUUUAUUUCAGGCAAUACGGAGAGAUCGAUUUCAGCUGGCUACAGAACUAAUCUCAAAAGGUGCAGGGGUAAACUGUAUGAAUAACUUUGGUAAUACACCACUUAUACAAACAUGUCGAAACAACCGGACAUCAAACAGGACAGGGAGGGCAGUUGAAUCUGACCGAGAACGUUUUGUCUCAUUCCUUAUCAGCAAUGAUUGUGACAUGAGCAAAUAUGAUAUAUAUGGAUGGACAGCUCUUAUGUAUGCCGAGAAGAAUGGCCAUGAUAACAUCAUUGAUAUUUUGGAGAAAAAGGAUAUAAUGUGUAGUGACGAUACAGAAACUAAAGAGUGAGUAGCAGUCUUCCAAUGGAGAAGCGGUAUCUUAAACUGAAAGACGGGAUAAAAUAUCAAUACUGUUUUCAAAAUAAAUUUUUAAUCAUUGAA
Molecule: messenger RNA, 526 nt
Organism: Mytilus californianus (California mussel)
Lineage: Eukaryota; Metazoa; Mollusca; Bivalvia; Mytilida; Mytilidae
Exons: 2
Coding region: 54-434 (126 amino acids)
Molecular function (GO): protein binding
Source: RefSeq, a predicted model, not a curated record